This is a messenger RNA of Lactuca saligna, 837 nucleotides long. Lineage: Eukaryota; Viridiplantae; Streptophyta; Magnoliopsida; Asterales; Asteraceae. The record is from the annotation of a GenBank genome assembly.
AUCAUCAAAAUAUCAUUUCCCUUUUUGGGUUUUGCUUUGAAGACAACAAUCUCCUCUUAGUUUAUGAUUUCCUAUCAAGAGGAAGCCUUGAAGACAAUUUACACAGCAACCAGAAAUAUCUUGCAUUUGGAUGGUCUGAAAGGUGAUUUACUCUAUGAUGAUUUUGAACCACAGGUUAUAUUGGCAGAGUGCUUAAAAUCAUUUGGUCACUGGAUGAUUGCUCAUGCUACAGAGUUACUGACACCUGACAAUAUUCAAGUAGAAAUUUUUUUAAAAGAAGAAAGACAUAAUGUUCAAUUACUUUUGUACUGCAAACAGAAUAUUGAGAUAUGUCGUUUAUAUAGUCUUGAUAGUAUUGCUGGAAUGCAUCACUGGAAGCAUGGUAGAAAAGGUUCCGGAAUCUUCUGGCUACAACAAGCUCAUGAUGAAGUUCGCCUUAAUAGAAAUGCUCAGAAGUUGUUUGACUUUGUUGGAAAGUCAAUCUCUGAUGAAUAUAUCUUUUACAAGGGAGGAAAAAACUUGGUUUUAAAGGUGCAGCAAAAGCAAAAGGUUAUUCAGAUGUGUUGUAUCUUGACAGUGGGCACAAAAAGUAUUGGGAAGAGGUCUCCUCAUCACUUUGCAGCUUGUGAAGAAGCUGGAGUUUUAGUUGUCAUUCGGUUGCAACUCAUACAUCCGUUAAAUCACCCAACAACUAAUAUAGAUGCUUGUGCUAAAGGAAACUUGGGUCGUUUUAUAAAUCACAACUGUCAACCAAAUUGUCGCACUGAAAAGGGAGGCACCUUGUGGUUCUGUAAUCGCAUCAUGGAAAUUUUUUUAGUAUUUGCUAGUUUGGUGUAG